Dioscorea cayenensis subsp. rotundata (Guinea yam) is the source of this 718-nucleotide messenger RNA. Its product is annotated as non-specific lipid-transfer protein 1-like. NCBI's taxonomy places the organism in Eukaryota, Viridiplantae, Streptophyta, Magnoliopsida, Dioscoreales, Dioscoreaceae. Gene Ontology annotation, molecular function: lipid binding. The coding region runs from base 58 to 417 and encodes 119 amino acids. The record is from RefSeq and is a predicted model, not a curated record. Gene Ontology annotation, cellular component: membrane. The transcript is spliced from 2 exons. Gene Ontology annotation, biological process: lipid transport.
ACACUCAACCCUUCAUACAAAACAAGAACAAAAGAAAAGAGAUAGUCAAUAGAGAUCAUGGCAGGGAUGAAGGUGAGUGUCUGCAUGGUGGCGUUGAUGGUGGUGUGCAUGGCUGUAGGGUGGCAAAAGGGGGAAGGGGCAGUAACGUGUGGGACAGUGACUAGUUGUUUAGCGCCGUGCAUGCCCUUGGCAAAGGGCACUGGAGGGUUAAGUCCGGCUUGUUGUGCUGGGGUGAAAAGGCUCAAUACCUUGGCGGCAACUACUGCGGAUAGGAAGACGGCGUGCGGUUGCCUGAAGACCAUCGGUAAUGCCCUAAAAAAGGCUAACUGGGGGGCUAUUGAAGCUGUGCCGGCCAAGUGUGGUGUUAGUGUCGGUUACAAGAUUAGCCCUUCCACUGACUGCUCUACGGUGCACUAAAAGGACUUGGAGACGAGACCCUCCUGAUAAGAAGGGAUUCAGUAUGGCGUAGUACAAUAUCUAGAAUGAGAAUAAUAAGGUGACAAGUGUAUUGCCAUCCACCGUCUGUUGUGUGGUUGGGUGCCAUAUAUAUACAUAUAUACUUAUAUAUAUAUUUGUCGCCAGGGCUUUUAUCUUUGUUUAUUUUAUUUUUCACUAUUAUGAUGUCGCUUGUAUGUGCCCAUUACCUGUCUAUUCUGGGCCUGCAUUAUCUAUCUAUCUAUCUAUCUAUCUUUUUAUUAAUGGAGUUGCUUAUUAUAUA